CCCGCCCCUUAGUCGAGGGAGCCUCUCGGAAGCGCCACGUCGGAUCUUCCUGAGGGAGCGCGUUGGGCGCCAUUGACCCGGUUGCAGGGCGGUGUGGGGCCUCGGAGGGGGGAUGUGGGGGGCGCCGGGGCUGUUGGCCCUGCUCUGGGCCGGGGGCUGCCUGGGCCUCUCCUUCCAUCUCCCGCCGCAGACGCGGAAGUGCCUCAAGGAGGAGCUCCACCGAGACGUCAUGGUCACCGGCGAGUACGAGGUCUCCGAGGCCGCAGCGCCGGGUGUCAGGGCCGACCUCCGGGUCACCGACUCCUCCGGUCACAUCCUUUACUCCAAGGACGAUGCCAAGAAAGGGAAGUUUGCCUUCACAACCGACGAUUAUGAAAUUUACGAGAUUUGCUUUGAGAGCCAUGGGCAGCCAGGGAACUUCCGGGUCCCGGACCAACUGGUCACCCUCAACAUCAAGCAUGGUGUGGAGGCCAGGAAUUAUGAAGACAUAGCGAAGGCUGAGAAGCUGAAGCCCCUCGAGGUGGACUUGCGCCGGCUGGAGGACCUUUCCGAAUCCAUCGUCAAAGACUUCGCCUUCAUGAAGCAGCGAGAGGAGGAAAUGCGGGACACCAACGAGUCCACCAGCGCCCGUGUUUUCUACUUCAGCAUCUUCUCCAUGCUCUGCCUGGUGGGUCUGGCCACUUGGCAAGUCUUCUACCUUCGGCGUUUCUUCAAGGCUAAAAAACUCAUUGAGUGAGCGGACAGGCAGCUUCGAUUCUGGGGUAAAGGGAACGAAUGGAUCUCUCUGCCGGGCUCUCGUCUUGAUUCCUCCAGGGGUGUCCAAGGUGAACCGUGGUCUUCAAUGAACUCUUCCUCGCUCUGAGCCAGUGCCAUCUCAUUGGAUCCCUUUCAGGGGGAAUUUCCCUUUUGUUUUGGUGGAACGCUCAAAAUGGACUCAACAUUUCAUUGCCAACCAAGAUAGCACUGGCCAUCUUAAAAGCCAUGGGUUGCGGAGGAUGAUUGGAAAACCACUACAGACUGCUACGCUUCCUUCUACCCCUUGCUGGUGAUGGGAUUUUCAAGAGUGGCUUGGUGUUUGAUUUGGUCAGUUAAAUGGAAUCCCAGUCACACAAAAAAACACUGGAUAAAUAUUUUAAGUACGGUAAUAAAUUUUGGUUCCUAGA
Molecule: messenger RNA, 1163 nt
Organism: Anolis sagrei ordinatus
Lineage: Eukaryota; Metazoa; Chordata; Lepidosauria; Squamata; Anolidae
Product: transmembrane emp24 domain-containing protein 10-like
Biological process (GO): intracellular protein transport; endoplasmic reticulum to Golgi vesicle-mediated transport; Golgi organization
Cellular component (GO): COPII-coated ER to Golgi transport vesicle; Golgi apparatus; endoplasmic reticulum-Golgi intermediate compartment
Source: RefSeq, a predicted model, not a curated record